Molecule: messenger RNA, 300 nt
Organism: Lottia gigantea (owl limpet)
Lineage: Eukaryota; Metazoa; Mollusca; Gastropoda; Lottiidae
Exons: 1
Source: RefSeq, a predicted model, not a curated record
CAAUCCAACUCACUACUGACUGAGCUAUUCCACUGUCCUAGCAGACGACAAUCCAACUCAGUACUGACUGAGCUAUUCUACUGUCCUAGCAGACGACAAUCUAACUCACUACUAACUGAGCUAUUCCACUGUCCUAGCAGACGACAAUCUAACUCACUACUGACUGAGCUAUUCCACUGUCCUAGCAGACGACAAUCUAACUCACUACUGACUGAGUUAUUCCACUGUCCUAGCAGAGGACAAUCCAACUCACUACUGACUGAGCUAUUCCACUGUCCUAGCAGACGACAAUCUAACUCA